This is a messenger RNA of Leptinotarsa decemlineata (Colorado potato beetle), 1074 nucleotides long. RefSeq names its product C-type lectin mosGCTL-1. The record is from RefSeq and is a predicted model, not a curated record. Lineage: Eukaryota; Metazoa; Arthropoda; Insecta; Coleoptera; Chrysomelidae.
UAUCUUCAUGAAUUCGACUUAUUUAUCAACCACCUUUAUAGUAAUAAUCUUGACCUGUACCACUGCAUAAUUACUUAGCCUUUUCCGACGAACAGCCACUGCCAAACAAGUUCGUAUAAUGUGAAGUAGUUUCUUAGAAUCGUGUUUCUCGAAGUAAUCGGGGAAUUUCUUCAGCAGGUUCUUGGGGUUAUCACAGGCCAAAUACUAAAAACUUAUUAUUCUAGCAAAUCUCAUUCCUUGCCGAUAGAAAUUGUCGGUAUAAAAGAGCAGACAACGUCGCUGAACGAUCGUGGCACCUGAAGAAAAUAUUUUUCAAACUAGUUCGUAUUCAAUUCAAAUAUGUUUUUGAGUAGCAUAGUUGGUGCUUUGUUUUUUUUGUUACAUUAUGCUUCUUCAAAUCCAGUGAAAGGAUACGUUGCGUUAACAGACUCUCUUAGCAAUGACGUGGUAAUCAAUACUUUGCCAAGUUUACAACUCCAGAAAUUUGGAGAGCGACUGUAUUAUUUUGGAGCUAUUUUUGAGGGAAAUUACUAUCAGGCCAUGCAAUUUUGUAACUACCAUGACAUGCAGUUGGUUAGCAUUGAAAGCAAAGAAGAAAACGAUUUUCUAUGGAAACAUAUGCAAUCUUUUCUUGGUUGGGGAGAAUAUUGGUUCUGGACGUCAGGUACUACCAUGCCCGAUGAACACUGGGUGUGGAUGUCAACUGGCAAGCCUAUACUUUUCGCUAACUGGUUCGAAAAUCAACCCGACAAUGCCGGUAAUAACGAGAAAUGUCUAGAAGUUAGAUAUUCGCAUACAAAUAAGGCUUUGAUGUGGAACGACCAUGUAUGUACCGCAACGAAACAUGUUAUUUGUGAAACAACUGUACCAAAAAGUGUUUCGAAAAUGAUAACGAACAAUUCGAAUUGUAACUUGACGGUGAUUAGCGUUCCUCCACAAUGAGAUACCAAUUCUUGAAUUGAUGGGCAAGGAAAUAUAUGUAGGUAUUUUAUUUCCGUAGUUUUUCUCAACAAAAAAAUUGGUAUUAUAUUUAUGUUUUUUACGUUCAAAUAAAUGAAUAUGAAACACUUUAAA